Molecule: messenger RNA, 2486 nt
Organism: Amyelois transitella
Lineage: Eukaryota; Metazoa; Arthropoda; Insecta; Lepidoptera; Pyralidae
Gene: chn
Product: protein charlatan
Exons: 7
Coding region: 249-2126 (625 amino acids)
Source: RefSeq, a predicted model, not a curated record
CAAUACGGUUGUGAAUGGGUAGGGGAGGGCGGGCGGAGGCGAUCGAUGGGCGGCGGGCGGCGGGCGGCGGGCGGCGGCGGGUGGCUCAGUCGCGGACCGCGCGCCGCGCGAUGCUGAUGCCACUCGCGCCCGCAGCCGUGCCGAGUAUCGACCGCGCGCCCCCGCCGCCCCCCGCGCCCGCCGCCGCGCCCGACCAGCCGCCGACCGCCCGCACCGCCACCGCGAGAUUGUGACGCGAGUAAAGCGCGAUGGAGGGCGGCGCGGGAGUGGGCAGCGUGGCGUCGCUGACGAUGGACUGCGAGGACAUGUUCAAGGAGAUCACCAAGAAGCUGUACGGCGAGGAGGCCAGCGUGGGGGUGGUGGGGGUGGAGUUCCCGGCCGCCGAGCGCGACCUGGACGACGACCUGCGCCCCGAGGAGCACAUCACGGCCUGGGGACUCGCUGCGCUCAUGCAGAAUGGCUUCCCGCCUCCUGGAAUACUACAGGCCAACUUCGCCCCGCGCCUGGACCCGACCGCCGAAGACCGCUGGACGGCGGCGGAGGAGCCGCUGGCGUGGGCGCACUCGCGCAUCGCCGCCUACAACCCCGCGCAGCGCCUGUUCAAGUGCGCGGACUGCGAGUGCGUGGGGUUCCUGGCGAGGGUCGCCGAGCACUGGCUGGGAACCCACUCCCAGGCCCGCGCAUUCCAGUGCCCGGUCCCCGGGUGCGGGUUCGCGUCCGGCUGGGCGCGCGGCGUGCGCCAGCACCUGGCGCGGGACCACCACUCGGACCCCGCCGCCGCCGACCACCUGCUGCGGGACAACCCCGCACUCGACGACCUCACCCGCUAUCUGCAGCGCCUCAAAAACAAGGUUGAUGCUAGUCGAAAUGAAAGACGCAAUAGUAACGGCGGCAGUAAUGAAAGCGUACAAACACAAGCUGAAGUUAGCGCCGCGGCAGCCGCAGCGGGCGCGGCGGCGGGCGGCGGCGAGGCGGGCAAACGGUACGCGUGCGGCUCGUGCCCGUACGCCACGGAUCGCCGCGACUUGUUCACGCGACACGAGAACAUUCACCGCGACGAGAAACCCUUCCACUGCUAUCUCUGCCAGAAGCAGUUCAACCGGGCUGACCACGUCAAGAAGCACUUCUUGCGCAUGCAUCGCGACCAACCCUAUGAUUUGAACCGCAUCCGGCGCGCUCCGCCGCCCAAGCCGCAACCGGCGGUGGCGCCACCCGCGCCCGCACUGCACUAUUACAGCAAGCCGCCGGGGGAGCCACCGCCCGCGGCUCCCGUCGUGGCCGCGGUGGCGACAGUCGCCCAGCUCGAGUACCGCUCGGCGCCCGCCCCGCCGCCCGCGGUCGCCCCCGCGCCGCCCGUCAAGCUGGAGCGCGCGCCGCUUGGCAAGGCGGAGGUCGCCGGAUCUGCCUCGACGCCACAUAAGGCCGCCGCCACGAGCCUGGCCCCUCCACCAGCCGCGCCCGGCACCGCUGCUGGUGUCCGUCGUAAGGGCGAGCGACGCUACGCGUGCUGUUAUUGUUCGUGGUCCGGGGUGGACAACUGGUGCCUGAAGCGGCACCUCAACACGCACCUGAAACCGUUCGCGUGCGCAUUGUGCGAGUACAAGGCGGCGCGCGCCGAGCGCCUCGCCACGCACGUGCACAAGGUUCACAACAAGAAGGCGUGUGCCAAGUGCCCCUAUCUUGCCGACGACCAAGUGCAACUGCAACAUCAUUUGCGAGACGCCCAUCACAUCGAGAGUCGCAACUUAAAAGUACCGUCGAGUGUGGGUCGCACAACCAGCAUUGCGUUUACAAGUUCAGCGACCGCGGGCGGCGGCGCGACCGCCGGUGUGGCGGCAGGCGCGGGCGGCGCCAGCGUGGAGGGCGGCGGUGCGGGCGGUGCGGGGGGCGCGGGAGUAGCGGCCCGGCGGCGGGAGCAGCGUGCGGCCGGCGCGGCGCGGCUCUUCGGCUAUCUGGAGGCGUCGGACGGCUCGGGCGACGAGUACGAAGGCGCGCCGCUGGGCUCGGAGUUCGCAUCGCCCGCGCCGCCGCCGCCCGCCGCCGCCGCGCAGCACUACACCCGCGACAAGGAGAAUGCCGCGCCGCUGCACCACUCUGUGCAUCACGAUCAUUGUCUCAGAUACUGAAACGGUUUUAUUACCUACGACUAUAAUAUACGUUUCGAAGUUCUAUAUUUUACAAUUAUGAUUAGGAACAUUGAUUAUGUGAUGGUCACUUCUUGUUAAUCUUUUCUUCUAAAGUUUUCACAGUUCCCGUGCGUGGAGAAGAUUAACCCAUGCAAGUAGUAGAUCUACUUGCAUGGGUUAAUCUACCCCACGCGAUCGGAACAAUAGCAAAUACAUACAUACACCUUUCAGUUUACAUUUAUUUUAGAAGCAAUUGUAAGUACCUUUCUGUUAGGGAUAUGAAUCAUCUGUGUACAUAAUAAAUAUAAUGUAAGCUCUAUUUAUAAAUUAUAAAGUAUGAAAUUGUUAAUUCCUUGUUUA